Arachis stenosperma is the source of this 1954-nucleotide messenger RNA. Its product is annotated as cysteine-rich receptor-like protein kinase 46. The record is from RefSeq and is a predicted model, not a curated record. The coding region runs from base 1 to 1944 and encodes 647 amino acids. Gene Ontology annotation, molecular function: ATP binding; protein kinase activity. Gene Ontology annotation, biological process: protein phosphorylation. The transcript is spliced from 8 exons. Lineage: Eukaryota; Viridiplantae; Streptophyta; Magnoliopsida; Fabales; Fabaceae.
AUGGCCAACAAGUUUCUGCCAUUAAUAACAACAACAAUCCUUAUUAUUCUUUCAUCGCUAUGUGGAAUCCAUUGCGAAUAUGAUAGGUCCCUCAAGGGUGACAUCAUACAUCGCUUAUGCAGCUACACCAACAUGACAGACCAAUAUUUAUUUUUGAAAUAUCAAGAGAAUUACUGGAAUAUGGUGAAUGAGAUGAAAAAUGAGAUGCGUCGAUCCAAGUUUUCGGUUAGGGAAGUUGGUGACCCACCAUAUCGCAUAUACGUGUUCUCACAAUGUAGGUUUGAUCUUUCUGCUUCUGAAUGCGUGUACUGCUUCAAAUCCCUUCAAAGCGUUUUUUCCAGUUGCAUGCCUGCCAAGGGUGCCCGAACCUAUUCAAGUGAUGGGUGUUUUAUGCGCUAUGAUAAUUAUAGUUUUUUUCAAGAGAGCGUUACCCCUUACUAUUUGAGGGGAUGUAGUGAUGCGAAAGCAAAAGAUGAAAAAGGAUUUGUUGGUUUGGCAGUAAAUGUAAUAAAUAAAAUGUCAUUCGAGGCACCCAAAAAGGGAGGCUACACAGCUAUAGAAGGACGACGUCAUGGUUCCAAUCUCGUCAUCUAUGGUGCGGCUACUUGUUGGAAAACAUUGAGCCAGGAUAUGUGUUCUGCUUGCCUCUCAAAUGCUGCUAGCACCGCCAUAUCAUGUUUGCCAUCAACGCAGGUCCAUGCUAUCAAUACUGGAUGCAUUUUGCGUUAUGCUGAUUAUGACUUCAUUAUUAUUGACUUGAAAAACAAAGAAAGCGAUAUUUUGAUGAAAUGCACAGCAAUUAUUCUUGCUGCAAUUGCUGUUUGUUCAGUGCUUAUUAUAGUUGCACACUAUGGGACUAAAAAUGUUGACAAACUGUGGGGUAUUCCAAUUUUACGAACAGGACUAGAGAUGACCCCAGGUAGAGUAAAAUUAAGCUCAUGGUUCAUGCAGUUCGAGUACUCGACAUUAGAGAGAGCAACCAAUGUUUUCAAUGAAUUCCAUAAACUUGGUGAAGGGGGAUAUGGUGAAGUUUACAAGGGAACCUUACAAGACGGAAGAGAAAUAGCGAUAAAGCGUUUCUUUUUGAGUGGAAAGCAUGGAAAACAAGAAGUUUACAAUGAAAUUGAUGUAUAUGGCAAAGCUCAACACAAGAAUCUAGUUCGUUUCCUUGGCUGCUGCUUCACCUCCACAGAAAGCUAUCUGGUUUUUGAAUUCCUUGCAAACAAAAGCCUUAACUGCAUCUUGUUUGACCCGGAGAAGAAGAAGCAGUUGGAUUGGCCAAAGAGGCAUGGUAUAAUCCUUGGCGUAGCUGAUGGAUUGGAACAUCUGCAUAACAAUUCUGAAGGGCCAAUAAUUCAUAGAGACAUCAAAGCCGGAAAUAUUUUAUUAGACUUGAAAUAUAGACCAAAGAUCUCUGAUUUUGGCUUAGCAAAGUUGAAGUCCUAUGACUCUACAUCUAUUGUAGGCACAUUGGGGUAUAUGGCACCAGAAUACCUUGCUGGUUGUUCCAUAACAGAAAAAGUAGACGUUUACAGCUUUGGAAUAUUAGUGCUUGAAAUUAUCAGUGGAGUGGAGAAUGCAAAAUUUGAGUCUACUGAAGAAACAUUUGAAACUCUUGUUUCUCAUGCAUGGAAGCAUUUCAAAUCAAACACCACGUCAAAAAUUAUUGAUGAAAGCAUGGAAAAUCAAGACCUUGAAGAAAUUGCUAGAGUUAUCCAUGUGGGACUUUUGUGCACACAAGAGUUGCCGUACCUGCGUCCCAGCAUGACAGAGGUGGUAGCAAUGCUUAGACAGAAGGAUGUUGUAAUGCCAUUACCUUCCAAACCUCCAUUCACUGUUGAUUCUUUCGAAUUUCCACAAGAAAUAGAAUCUAGUUGGGAAUCAAAAGGUUUAGAUAAUUCAGAAUUGACAGUGCCUUUAAAUUUUGGAGAAAGAAGUGUGUAAUAAUUCUCAA